Molecule: messenger RNA, 2156 nt
Organism: Thalassophryne amazonica
Lineage: Eukaryota; Metazoa; Chordata; Actinopteri; Batrachoidiformes; Batrachoididae
Product: protein regulator of cytokinesis 1-like
Exons: 14
Coding region: 130-1944 (604 amino acids)
Biological process (GO): mitotic spindle midzone assembly; microtubule cytoskeleton organization
Cellular component (GO): cytoplasm; spindle; mitotic spindle midzone
Molecular function (GO): microtubule binding
Source: RefSeq, a predicted model, not a curated record
UUUUAAACCACGCGAGUAGACCACACUGUUACUUUACGCAGCAGCUUCCUGACGUCCAAAGAUACGCAUAUAAUCUAAAGAGGGUUUUAUUUUAUUCAUUUUGUUGGUUUUGUUUUAAAGUGUGUGUUUAUGGUCAGAGCUGUCAAGAUGAGGAUGAGUGAAGUCCAUGCAGCAGAGUCUGUUGCUGACCUUAACAGAGCACUUGUUAGGUUGCAAGACAUUUGGGAAGAAAUAGGCAUCCCAGAGGAGCAGCGUGUACAGAGAACCAAUCAUGUUCACAAACACAUUAAAGGUUUGUUGGAUCUGAUGAUUUCUGAGGAGGAGCAGCUCAAGACAAGAUUACUAAAAAGUAUAGACACCUGUCGCAAGGAACUUGUUAAACUGUGCGCUGAACUUGAGCUGCCCCCAAGUGAGGAGGAGGAUGGCUGCUCAAUCUUGCAGCUGGAGAAGCACAAUCGUACGCAAGUGGAGUUGAUGAUGGAGCACAAGAAACAAAGACUAGGGGAGCUAAAAGACCUCAUCUCCAAAGACCAAGAGCUGUGUGAUACCAUGUGUACCACACCUUUUAACAUUGAUAAGGAUUCUGUCCCAUCAGUGAGCCAACUGGAGACUUAUCGUGCCCACCUUGAUGAUCUGACUAAAGAAAAGAACCGUCGAUAUGAGGAAUUUGUAAAUGGAAAGAGACAGAUCAUUUUGUUUAUGAAUGAUCUGGAGCGGUACCCUGAGACCAGUUUUGAGCUGGAUGUCAUGUGUGAGGAUGAAGAUGCCUUCUGUCUGACAAACGACAACAUUUCUGCCCUUAAGCAACUUCUCAGUCAGCUGGAACAUCAUAAGGCUGAGAAUGAGCGCUGUUGUUCAGAAUUCCGAACUAAAAUCAAAGAGCUAUGGGAAAGACUUCAAAUUCCUACAGAGGAAAGGGAAGCCCUUGCUGAGCAUAUGGUCAAUUCAAAGAAAAAGAACAUUGAUGCGCUCAAGGCUGAGGUCCAGCGUCUGGAGGUGCUGAAAAUGAAAAGUAUGGAAAGUAUCACUGUGGCCAUCAGAGCUGAAAUUGCUCUUUUCUGGGAGAGAUGCUUCUACAGCCCAGAGCAGUGCCAAUCCUUUGCUGCAUAUUAUGAUGAUAAUUUCAAUGAAGAGCUGCUCAGCCUGCACGAGGCUGAGGUGUUAACUUUGAAGAAAUACUACGAGGAACACAGAGAACUUUUUGAGGGAGUCUCAAAAUGGGCAGAGAACUGGGCCUUGUACUUGGAGCUUGAUAAAAAAGCUAGUGACCCCUCUCGUUUCAACAACAGAGGUGGGAACCUUUUGAAAGAACAGAAGCAAAGAAGUGAACUCCAAAAAAGUCUGUCGAAGCUGGAGAAGAGCCUUAUGUUUCAAAUUGAUAUUUGGGAGCAAGAGAAUGGCAAGGAGUUCUUUGUUAAAGGCCAGAAAUUUCUGGAGUAUGUACAGCAGCAAUGGGAUCUUCACCACACAGAGAAAGAGAAGGAGAAAAUGGAAAGGCAAAUGAAAAAAAUUAAGCAGACUCAGGAGGACAUGUUGUAUGGAACCGUCCUUAAAACACCAUCAAAAAGGAAGGUAGGAGGUACUGUCGUACCAGGGAAGGCCAGAAAGCUCAAUAGUGCGACCAUCUCCACUCCAAGCAGCUUCCUUACUUCAGGUCUCUGUGGAACCAUCUGUCCAUCUCCGCUCCUGAAACUGCCUCCUUCUGGAAGUAAGAGUCAAACCCCUGGGGUAAAGACACAGAGUGCACUCGGCCGAAAUAAAGAAAACAUCCCUCGUCUUAAAAACAUUCCAAGUGGCACACUAAAGUCUCGGGGUGCUCAUGAUGAAACCUUCACCUUUAAUUCUGUUGCUGGCUCCUAUUCAGAAUUUGCACGAGACCUCUCAAAGGCAUUGAAGUCUGAUGUGAAAUCGGGGCUGCUAAACUCCACAGUCGGUAACCAGUGAGCUCUGUGGUUUGUAAUUGUAGAAUGUGAACUUCAGUCAAGUUAAAAAAAUUUCAUUAAUGGUGUACAGUUGGAAACUCUUGCCAUCCCUUUAGAAGUUCUGGUUGAGACAGUUUUACACUUUGGUUAUAUUCCAAAGGAUCCAGAUUACCUUUGUGGUUUUUAUUUUAUUUUGACACUUUAGAUGAAAUAAAUGUUAUAAACAGUCUAGUA